This is a messenger RNA of Salvelinus namaycush (lake trout), 1748 nucleotides long. RefSeq names its product oocyte zinc finger protein XlCOF8.4-like. The coding region runs from base 356 to 1360 and encodes 334 amino acids. The record is from RefSeq and is a predicted model, not a curated record. NCBI's taxonomy places the organism in Eukaryota, Metazoa, Chordata, Actinopteri, Salmoniformes, Salmonidae. Gene Ontology annotation, biological process: regulation of transcription by RNA polymerase II. The transcript is spliced from 2 exons. Gene Ontology annotation, cellular component: nucleus. Gene Ontology annotation, molecular function: RNA polymerase II transcription regulatory region sequence-specific DNA binding; DNA-binding transcription factor activity, RNA polymerase II-specific.
CCACAGAGGAACCAGCUGAGCAGCACAGGACCACACACAGUCUCACUGAGUCAGUAGACAUGGAGGAUGGGAAGCCUGAUCUGCUGCUGGUCAAAGAGGAGACAGUAGAAGAUGGACCAGAGAGCAUUGACCUGCUGAGUGGACUUAAGAUGGGGGAGCAAGAUAAGGGAGAAAUACAUAUAGCCUCCAUACAGUAAUAUAUAUUCAAAUAGGAAUAGUGAUGCAACUGGCUUUUUUAUUUUUCUUCAUUCAGAAAAUGAAAUCAAUAGAACUUAUGUUUACAUACAAAAACACACAAUGUAUGAACUUGACCAGGUAAUUGACAAAUAAAUCUCCAUAUGUAGAGUUCUCUGCCAUGUUUAUCAAGUCUAUUUUGUCACCUCUUCCUGCAGGUGAUUGGCUGGAGGCUAACAGAGGAGACUGGGCGGCCAUCUUGGAUUCCCAGACUGGUGCAGCCAAGGGCCCGGGGGAUGACAUCACUGAGCUGGCCAGGACCAGAGGUGACAUAGUGGAGGUCAGUGGAUGGGACAGCAUCUUCAACUCUGGGCUGGGGAACAACACUGUUAACCACAACCAGAAACAGACUGUCGAACACAAAACAACCGAUCAUAGUCUCCAUGACAACAGAUUGGCUGAGACCAGGGUGAGGAGUAGAAUUGGUCUGCGGGGACAGGGAGAUGUCCGUAUGCGGCGGGAGAGAACAGACACAGACUCGGCUAGUGAUGCUCCAUCCUGCUCCUAUAGUUGUGAUUCAGAGAGACUGAUGGUGCCUCAGGUUAACCCCCUAACAGGUGCUGCCUUCAGCCUGCCUUCUAUAGGAUCUAUCAACUGGAACAUGGACCCUGAGACAACACAGAUGCUCCCUGGCCUUCGUCCUCCUCACACUCUCCUUAUGUUAAACCAGAUCUCAGACAAUGCCAGUGCCUCAACACUAAAUGGCUUCACAAGCUCAUUGACAAAUGAUAGUAGAAGUAACGCUAUCAGUAGAUCCGGUGGCAAAGAGAAGCUCUUCCCAUGUUCGUUCUGUGGGAAAGCCUUCAGUUUCCCCAAACAGGUGGAGAUCCACCAGAGGAUGCACACGGGGGAGAAACCGUUCGGCUGCCACCUGUGCCGGGCCAGUUUCUCCCACUCGUCCAGCCUGAAGAGGCACCAGAGGGUCCACACAGGUGAAAAACCCUACAGCUGCCCCCAUUGUGAGAAGAGGUUCUCCCACCAGCACCAGCUGAAGAGGCACCUGAAGGUCCACACAGGAGAGAGGCCAUUCGCCUGUACGCACUGCGGGAAGAGGUUCUCAGAGAGGAGAUACCUCAGGAUACACCAGCAGAAAAUGCACACAGACCAUGAAGAGUGUAUAGUGUAAUGUAGUACUAGUUAGUUUGUAGUUAAUUCUGUUGGUUUUGGAUGUAUAGGGAACUGGAUGAGGUGAACUGAGGAAAGAAUGAGUAUGAUGAGGCAGAGUAAAUUAUAUGGUGAUGGUUGGUGUGAUGGUGUCUGUAAAAAUGCUUCACUGAUGAAAAGUGACAACCUGUCGUGUUGUUUGAUGCUGGUGUUUUAUAAUGAAGAAAUUAUAGUGCCUUAAUUCAUGUUUAUCUGACUAAGUAUUGAACACAUUUAUUUUAGUUAUUGAACUACAGCAGGUAUAGUGGAUUUACAUUGUCACGCCCUGGCCUUAGUAUUCUUUGUUUUCUUUAUUGUUUUUAGUUAGGUCAGGGUGUGACAUGGGGAAUGUAUGUGUUUUGUAGUGUCUA